Necator americanus (New World hookworm) is the source of this 1644-nucleotide messenger RNA. RefSeq lists its product as uncharacterized. The transcript is spliced from 3 exons. The record is from RefSeq and is a predicted model, not a curated record. Bases 1 to 1644 code for a protein of 547 amino acids. Lineage: Eukaryota; Metazoa; Nematoda; Chromadorea; Rhabditida; Ancylostomatidae.
AUGAACAGCGGUCUGCAAGACUUCUGGGGAACUCACAACGCCAGCAAAGGAGACGCCAAAGUGAGAACGAUGAACAGCGAUCUGCAAGACUUCUGGGGAACUCACAACGCCAGCAAAGGAGACGCCAAAGUGAGAACGAUGGCCAGCGGUCUGCAAGACUACUGGAGAACUCACAACGCCAGCAAAGGAGACGCCAAAGUGAGAACGAUGAACAGCGAUCUGCAAGACUUCUGGGGAACUCACAACGCCAGCAAAGGAGACGCCAAGGUGAGAACGAUGAACAGCGAUCUGCAAGACUUCUGGGGAACUCACAACGCCAGCAAAGGAGACGCCAAGGUGAGAACGAUGAACAGCGGUCUGCAAGACUUCUGGGGAACUCACAACGCCAGCAAAGGAGACGCCAAGGUGAGAACGAUGAACAGCGAUCUGCAAGACUUCUGGGGAACUCACAACGCCAGCAAAGGAGACGCCAAGGUGAGAACGAUGAACAGCGGUCUGCAAGACUUCUGGGGAACUCACAACGCCAGCAAAGGAGACGCCAAAGUGAGAACGAUGAACAGCGGUCUGCAAGACUACUGGGGAACUCACAACGCCAGCAAAGGAGACGCCAAGAGGCUACGACAAAAGGAGAACGAUGAGCAGCGAUCUGCCAGACUGCUGUCAAAUGCUCAACUUGAACAAAGGCGGCCCGAAAAUGAGAGUUCUGAGCAACGUUCAGCAAGACGCCCUGCAAACGCUGAGCGCCAACGAUUGCAACGACAGAAUGAACCAGAAGAACAGCGCGCUGAACGCUUACGCAACGACUCCGAAAGACAUAUUCGCCGUAAUGCCGCUCCUGAAAUGACAGGUUUAGCACUGCGUUCUCGCAUCACGGAUGUGAACUACCUUGGAGCACUAGAAAAUCGCUGUUCAAAUUGUGGAGCUUUGCACUUCGCCUUUGAAGUGAAGCGACAGCAUCCGUACAUUUUUUCUGAUUGCUGUGACCGAGGGCGAUUCAACUUGAAUCUGUUUGAGGAGUUUCCAGAGCAAUUAAAACAGCUCUUUGUGCGAGAUAGAGCGGCUCCCACAGAGAUGACGCACCGUCAGCGCAACUUUCUUGAAAAUAUAAGAGCAUUCAACUCUGCUCUCGCGAUGACUUCGAUGGGGGCUCAAGUUGACACAAUUUCUGGAAGGGGGCCAUAUUGUUACCGAAUUCACGGGCAAAUCUAUCACCGACUGGGUGCGCUUCAUCCUCACCAAGGGGAGCAACGUCAAUUCGGUCAAAUAUAUAUUCUAGACACUGAAAUGGCUGCCCAACAGCGCCUUGGGAAUAUGCGGAAUUCGGACUGCGACCCUAACCUCAUGCUGUUUUUGAGUGAAUGGUUUGCGCGUAACAAUGUCUACGCUCAAUCGUUUAAAAUGAUGAGCGAAGUGGAGCAAAUGGAAAUAGCGGCAGCCCAGCGAGAAAAUCGGCAAACCAUACCAAUUCGCAUGGUAUUCGAUGACAGCAGAGAGCGGGGUUUUGCAAGAGGAGAGUACGCUAUUCCUACUGCAAACGAAGUAGCAGUCGUAUACGUGCACCUGGCGACAACGGCAGGCGUUCUAACUAAUCCUGAAAGUCUAGAGGAACAUGUACGCGAGCAGCUGAACAAUCCUAUAGCCUAG